Molecule: messenger RNA, 1036 nt
Organism: Gadus chalcogrammus (walleye pollock)
Lineage: Eukaryota; Metazoa; Chordata; Actinopteri; Gadiformes; Gadidae
Product: GTPase IMAP family member 9-like
Exons: 3
Coding region: 233-1036 (267 amino acids)
Molecular function (GO): GTP binding
Source: RefSeq, a predicted model, not a curated record
UGAGUGAAACUACCUCGUGUCCAUUAGGCUACAUGUGAACUAAGUUGUUUAGAUGCAGUAGACUACGCUAACUGCUGUAACCUGAUCUCACUUUUUUACUCACUUUCUUGAAGAAAGGGAUUUUAGCUUGACCUGAAACUGCGCAAACCUCUUAAUUUCUUUGGCUGGAGAUGUCCGGUACAACAGAUAAACGACGAUAGGAAAGAAUAAUAUUGAGGAUAAAAUAUUCAAUAUGGAGUCAGGAGCAAAGGGACCGUGUCCAGACAUGGGACAGAAUGUCCCAGAAGAAGAGCUGAGACUGAUCCUGAUUGGAAAGGUGGGAUCUGGGAAGAGCGCCUCAGGGAACACCAUCCUGGGCCAGAGUCACUUCCUGUCUAAGUUAAGCGGAAGCUCUGUUACCAAGGUCUGCCGGCUGGGGACCAAGAACCAUGUCUACUCUGUGAAGGAGAAGGCGGGGAAAAGGAAGAAGGUGGUGGUGGUGGACGUGCCAGGUUUUGGAGACACACACCUGACCAAGGAGCAGAUCAUCACGGAGGUCAGCCAAUGCUUGGCCCUGAUGGCCCCCGGCCCACACGCCUUCCUCCGGGUGGUCCAGGUGGGACGCUUCACAGAGGUGGAGAACCUGGCCGUCAAUAUGAUAGCUGAGGUAUUUGGUGAAGCGGCGCUCCGCAAACACACAGUGGUGCUGUUCACCAGGGGAGAUAACCUGGAGGAGCCGAUGGAGCAGUACCUGGCCUUCGCACCUGAUAGGCUCGAGGCUUUGAUUCGCAGGUGUGGAGGCAGGUACCACGUAUUCAACAACCGUAAAAUAGAUGUGAAUCAAGUUGAUGAGCUACUGAGUAAGGUGGAGAAGGUUAUGGAGGACAACGGUGGAACGUAUUACACCAAAUCCAAGGAAAAGAGCAUGUGCACAGGUUUCGUCCGAGAAGUUACCCUCCCCAGCAUGUGUCUAGCAGAAAUCGACGACGGUACUCUCCGGACGGAGUCCCAGCCGAAUAGAGAGGGACCGGUCCAUGAUGCUCUCGUCGGCCCCUGA